ACUUCUUCAACCAAGCGGAGCACUUCUGCAGGUAACAAAGAAUCCAGUUCUACUAGAGAAAGACUACGUGAACGUACCCGACUAAACCAGAGCAAAAAACUACCUUCUGCAGGUCAGGGAGCUAACGAUGUGGCAUUGGCUAAACGUUCCCGCAGUCGCACUGCUAUGGAAUGUGAUGUUCGCAUGAGCAAGUCUAAAUCGGACAAUCAGAUCAGUGACAAAGCUGCUUUAGAAGCUAAAGUGAAAGAUCUUCUCACACUGGCAAAAACUAAAGAUGUGGAAAUUUUACAUUUGAGAAAUGAACUCCGAGACAUGCGUGCUCAACUGGGCAUUAAUGAAGAUCAUUCUGAGGGUGAUGAAAAGUCUGAGGAGAAGGAAACCAUUAUUGCUCACCAGCCAACUGAUGUGGAGUCUACUUUAUUGCAGUUGCAAGAACAAAAUACUGCCAUCCGUGAAGAACUCAACCAGUUGAAAAAUGAAAACAGAAUGUUAAAGGACAGGUUGAAUGCACUGGGCUUUUCCCUAGAACAGAGGUUAGACAAUUCUGAAAAACUGUUUGGCUAUCAGUCCCUGAGCCCAGAAAUUGCCCCCGGUAGCCAAAGUGAUGGAGGAGGAACUCUGACUUCUUCAGUGGAAGGCUCUGCACCUGGGUCAGUGGAGGAUCUCUUGAGUCAGGAUGAAAAUACACUCAUGGACCAUCAGCACAGUAACUCUAUGGACAACCUAGACAGUGAGUGCAGUGAGGUUUAUCAGCCUCUUACCUCGAGUGAUGAUGCCCUCGAUGCACCAUCAUCUUCAGAGUCAGAGGGCAUUCCAAGCAUGGAGCGCUCUCGUAAAGGGAGCAGUGGGAAUGCGAGUGAAGUGUCUGUUGCUUGCUUAACAGAAAGAAUACACCAGAUGGAAGAGAACCAGCACAGUACGAGUGAGGAACUUCAGGCAACUCUGCAGGAACUGGCUGAUUUACAGCAGAUUACCCAAGAGCUGAAUAGUGAAAAUGAAAGGCUUGGGGAGGAGAAAGUCAUUCUUAUGGAGUCCUUGUGUCAGCAAAGUGAUAAGUUGGAACACUUUAGCCGACAGAUUGAAUAUUUCCGUUCCCUUCUAGAUGAGCAUCAUAUUUCUUAUGUUAUAGAUGAAGAUGUAAAAAGUGGAUGCUACAUGGAAUUAGAGCAACGUUACAUGGACUUAGCUGAGAAUGCCCGUUUUGAGCGAGAGCAGCUUCUGGGUGUCCAGCAGCAUUUGAGCAAUACUUUAAAAAUGGCAGAACAAGACAAUAAGGAAGCUCAAGAAAUGAUAGGUGCACUCAAAGAACGUAGUCACCACAUGGAGCGAAUUAUUGAGUCUGAGCAGAAGGGCAAAGCAGCCCUGGCAGCCACCUUAGAGGAGUACAAAGCCACAGUGUCCAGUGACCAGAUAGAGAUGAAUCGCCUGAAGGCCCAGCUGGAGAAUGAAAAGCAGAAGGUGUCUGAACUAUAUUCUAUCCAUAACUCUGGAGACAAAUCUGAUAUUCAGGACCUCUUGGAGAGUGUUAGGCUGGACAAAGAAAAGGCAGAGACUUUGGCUAGUAGCCUGCAGGAAGAUCUGGCUCACACCCGAAAUGAUGCCAAUCGAUUACAAGACACCAUUGCCAAG
Messenger RNA from Fukomys damarensis (Damara mole-rat), 1629 nucleotides. RefSeq names its product cytospin-A-like. Lineage: Eukaryota; Metazoa; Chordata; Mammalia; Rodentia; Bathyergidae. The record is from RefSeq and is a predicted model, not a curated record. The transcript has a single exon. The annotation marks the transcript as partial.